Messenger RNA from Cladocopium goreaui, 831 nucleotides. The record is from the annotation of a GenBank genome assembly. Lineage: Eukaryota; Dinophyceae; Suessiales; Symbiodiniaceae.
AUGCUGAAGUCUCCGCGCAUGCAGCUUGCCGUGGAAGCCUAUGUCAAUGAGCGGCAGCACAUCACGCUGGAACUUGUGGGCAACAUGCCUGGAAGCAAACCAGCAGAACCAGCAUCUUCUCAGCCUCCUGGUGCGGCUGAAAUCCUUGAUAACAUUCGUCGUGGAGUUGUUGCUGUGCAUGCUGACAGGGCAGAGGUCACCAAGAAGCAACUUCAAGUUCAGAUGAACACCAUCAGGCGCAAUGCUGUGAACCAUGGUACACUUGCGCAAAAUGUUGCUUGGUCCACCGACUGCGAUGCUGCAUUGAUGGCUUGGCUGCAAAGCAAAAAAGAUGGGCGUGCGCGUGCGUCAUCCUCUUCCCAAGGUGUGGUUUCAAUGCUUGCCUUGCCCCCACCAGAGAUGCCCACGGUUCCAAUGCUUGCCCUGCCUCCACCAGAGAUGCCUAUUGAUGAUGAUCGCUCGGUGCCUCCACCAGAGAUGCCCAUUGAUGAUGAUCGCUCUGUGCCUCCAGAUGAAGGUUCCAAAGAUCAAGGCUGUGGUGAUGGCUCUAGCUCAAGUUCUUCAUCUUCAUCCUCAUCCAUGUCUGUGAGUACAUCCGGGGCCAGAGCACCACUGACAAAGGAUGAGCGAACCCUUCUUGAAGAACUGAUCGAAGCUGUGAAAGUCCAUCAAGAGAUUGAGGCUGCCUUGAUCAGUGCCUGUCACUGGCAGACUUCGCUCUUCCUUCUUCAAAGCUUGCCAAGUCCUUUGAUCAACGACAUCACCUUCACUGCUGCCAUCACUGCGUGUGAGAAAUCCCUCACUGGGCGACUGCGAUCGGCGUGGCAGUGA